UUUUCUAUCCGAGACACAGCAGCGCACGCCCGUUCACCCUACGCGCGGCUCCGCAGGAGAGCGAAAAUGGCGACACUCUCCAUGGUCUCCGUCCCCAUCGCAUCCUCCUCCCUUCCCCUCUCCACCCGGGGCCGCAGCUCCUCCGUCUCCUUCCCCGUUCCUAAGAAGGGAGGGAUUGGUCACGGUGGCCUGCGGAUCGAGUGCAUCCGUAUUGGUGGUGUUGAGAUUCCAAACCACAAGAGGGUGGAGUACUCGCUGCAGUACAUCCAUGGCAUUGGGCGGUCACGCUCCCGUCAGAUCCUUUUGGACCUCAAUUUCGACAACAAGAUCACCAAGGACCUCUCUGAGGAGGAGGUCAUCACCCUCCGUAAGGAGGUCGGCAAGUACAUGAUUGAGGGAGACCUUAAACGUUUCAACCGUGUGGCGAUUGAGAGGUUGAAGGAGAUUAGGUGCUACAGGGGCAUCCGGCACAAGCUGGGGCUACCAGUUCGUGGCCAGAGGACAAAGAACAACUGCCGGACACUCAAGGGAAAGAGGGCUUCAGUUGCCAAGAAGAAGUCACCCUCCUCCCAGGAGGAAUAAGUCGCGUUACCAUGUAUUUAAUCUGUUUGGUUUUUUGUGUAACAUCACUACUGCUGGGUGUUCCGUUUCGAGCUUUGAUGCUGUCAUAGACGAAUCAUGGGGAUAUGAUCAGGUGUUGCAAAUUCUAUAGCUGUGAAAUAGCUGAUUUGAGACAAUGCUAAACGAAGGUUACUUCUUGUUUUGUCA
This is a messenger RNA of Panicum hallii, 768 nucleotides long. RefSeq names its product 30S ribosomal protein S13, chloroplastic-like. Gene Ontology annotation, biological process: translation. Lineage: Eukaryota; Viridiplantae; Streptophyta; Magnoliopsida; Poales; Poaceae. Gene Ontology annotation, cellular component: ribosome; mitochondrion; small ribosomal subunit. The transcript is spliced from 3 exons. The record is from RefSeq and is a predicted model, not a curated record. Gene Ontology annotation, molecular function: structural constituent of ribosome; RNA binding. The coding region runs from base 67 to 582 and encodes 171 amino acids.